Oryza sativa Japonica Group (Japanese rice) is the source of this 2001-nucleotide messenger RNA. RefSeq names its product F-box protein At5g18160. Gene Ontology annotation, molecular function: protein binding. The record is from RefSeq and is a predicted model, not a curated record. Lineage: Eukaryota; Viridiplantae; Streptophyta; Magnoliopsida; Poales; Poaceae.
CAGGCCAUUGCCCCAGUUAACUUUGUUCCAAACAUCAAUUUGUUCAUAAACUUCGAGGAAAUUAGUUUUUUUAAUGGUAAACGAUCAAAGUAGCAUCAUUUGUGAGGAAAUUAGUUUUUAUAAAUGGUAAACGAUCAAAGUAGCAUCAUUUGUAUGGAAAAGAUCGGUUUCCACCCAUCGUCUCAAAGUUCAUCAAGUUGGUCUGUACCAGGAUUCACAAUAUAUGUAAACCGGCAAAAACCAAUGUAAUUCGGACGCUUUUUCUUUGUUAAAAAAAUAAUUAAAUUCUAGUUUGAAUUUUUUUAACUUGACCGGAAAAACUGAGUGGUUUUGUGUUAUCGAGCCGUCCCAGGAAAUCAGGUUUUCGUUGGGUUUGUGAACCCUGGUCUGUACGCACAUGUGUUCUCCUUUCCUGAUGCUAAAUAUUGAAUGCUUGUAGGCUUUGGAGAUGGCCAUGAGGUGUUCUUCCCCACUAACCGAACAGGCCAGGAAGAUGCAUGAUUCCUCAAAUUCUGGCAUCCUCCCUUUGGACGUGCUGUUCGACGUCCUGGUGCGGCUCCCAGCCAAGGAGCUCUGCUGCCUCCGUGUUAUCUGCCAGGCAUGGCGGUCCCUGACCUCCGAUCCCCUUUUCAUCAAGGCACACGCAGCUCACCACAGACAGCCGCUCCUCUUGGCCACAUUUAGAGACGACGAGGCACAUGUUCAUAUCAUGGAUUUGGUAGGCAAUGUGCUUAAGACGAUAGGAAUCCCGGUUGGCCACAAGGUGUUGUGCACACACCUCGAUCUGGUCUGUGUAGCCACAAAUUGGAACAGCUGCCGUGUGCUUAAUCCGGCCACCGGAGCUGUAUACGAUUUGCCUGAAAAUCCAGCAGAGGAGCACAUGUACCAUGCCCACCUAUGCAAACCUUACACCUCAUUUGCAUUUGGGCGUAUCGCCUCCACGGGAGAGUACAAGGUGCUCCGGAUGUUCAACCGUCCCGGAUUUACAGACCUUGAGCUCCCUCAGCUCUGUGAGGUCUUUACAGUCAAGGGUGGCACAGGCCAAGGCCAUGCACAUUGGAGGGGAAAACAGAGCCGUCAGUUCUUUGUUGAGAUGCAAAAGGCGAACAGCGGUGUCGUCGUUAAUGGGGUGGUGUACUUCUUGAUGGAUGCUCUAUAUGAUGCUAUGAUUAUUAGUGGACUGGGAGCUGGCAUUCAUCCAGACUUCAUCUUUUCUUUUGACCUUGAGACUGAGGAAUGGAGGGAAGACAUCCAGGGGCCAAUUAGCAGCAGCUUUGUAUUCGACGGUGAUUUUGAUCCACAGGAGUAUUUCUCAAUUUGGCAUCAACUUUGUCUGGCUGAGUUGAAAGGCUAUUUAGUUCAUCACCAGCGGUUUUGUUCAACCAUGGACCUAUGGUUUCUAACCGAUUAUGAGACCCGUGCCUGGGUUAAAGAAUAUAGCAUUCAGACUGAAUCGUUCAUCCCUGUUCUUGAGUACGAUGUAAAGCCAUUGCUGGUAUUAGAUGAUGGGAGGAUACUCAUAUGGUUAGGAUCGACAGGACUACUGCUCAUAUAUGAUCCAAGAACCAGCAGUUUUGCGGAAGUCAAGAUGAGACAUCUUGCUGAAGUUGGCAUGUACACAGGAAGCCUACUGAGUUUACAAAAUGGUGACAUGGUGUAGCAUUGUAAUAUUAUGUUACACACUUCAGUUUGCAGUUAAUCACUUAUGCAGGAAACCAUUUCUAUUGCUUUUGGUUUUGGAAGUCAUUUUUGGACACAACCAUAAAAUGCUGGGGUUGAUCUCAUGUUGCAUUGGAGCCAGCAAAGCUGUUGCAAAUUCUUGAAGAUGGUAGGUGUCUUUAUUUAUUUAUUUUGUACAUUCUUAUGUAAACAUAACGUAGAGUGUACCUGUCAGCAUACAUUCUGGUAUCUGACAUAAUUUAGGGGAACUGCAACCUUACUUUUCAGCUGCUUGUUGGGUGGCUAGUGUGACUUAUGUGCAAUUUGAUAUUUUGAUUCAAG